AGUGAAGAGAAGAAGGACGCUGAAGCCAUGUCCCCCUCGCCCGCGGAAACCGCCCCUCUGACCGCCUCCUCCUCCCCGCCGCCCUCCCAGCCAACGACCCCACUGACCGAAACCACGGAUCCCUGGGAAGAACUCUCCACGGGCACCGCCGAAACUUCCCUGUCGGCCACCUUCUCGGUGCUGAAGGGCUACAAUCGCGUCCCAAUCUAUGAACGCAGGGCGCAAUGGCUGGCAGAGCAGCAGGCAAGGCGCGAGCAGGUAUUCCACCAUCGCCUGGCACUCCCGCGCGGGAAUGCCGGGGACUUUAACCCCAACGCGGACCUGCCGUUUCCGAUCACGGCGCAGUUCUUGCAGUCAUAUGGCGGGGGGGAACAGGCGAUGGGGAAGGGGAGGAGGGUGCAUUGGAGCGGUAGUCGAGAGGGUGGGGGUUCCGGGGGGACUGUAGUUGCCGCUGGGAUAGCUGUUGGCAUGAGCGAGGGCGAGGAAGAAGGGGAGAAUGAGGAGUAUGAGGAGGAGGCAUCAACGGUCGCAUCGCCGGUCAGUGAACGCUCUGAGAGCGGUGCUCAUGCUCCGGUGCAGCGGGGGGAGGAGGCGCCGGGGGUGUUUAGGAAGCCGGGGCUGGAUAGGAAGACAAGUGGCAUUCCCAGCUUUGACAGUCUCUUCGAGACAAAGUGGGAUUUCGGUAUGCUCGUUUUGGAUAUCGCUCGUGCUUCGAGUAAGACUAAAAGGUAGAGUUUUAGAUGAGCCCAAAACUUCCAUUCGGCAUUCCGAUGAUAUCCCCACGGCUUCCUCCUCCUCGCCCUCACGGGUCAGCGAGAGCUCCAUCUUUGGGAGCAUGCACGGAUCGAAAGCGACCUUUGGGAGCUACUUGAAGUACCUACGGAGUCAUCGCGGGGGUUAUUCUUUCGGAAUGCUCCUUUUCGGAUGUCUGAGCUUGGUCAUGCUGCAGAAUAGAUUCCCAAUGGCAGGAGUAAUGACGGGGGCACCCUUGGCGCAGGCGAGGUAUGCUUACGAAGGGCAUAACGCUUCGCAAUAUGCGACUGUAGACUUCCCGGAACUCCUGUCGAUCGAGACGGCGCUGGAGAAGAGCCUAUCAAGUGUUGCUGCAGCGCCCGCCCUCGCCGGAUUGCUAAAACAGAGCGAGAUAGCGGUCAGCGAUCUGAGCACCGUGGUCCGACACAGCGAGCUGGAUUGCAAGCACACCCUCUCAGACCUCCUCCUCAAAUUCGCGACUCAAGCGGGAGAUGCGGCAGGAUUACUCCAAACCUUCGAGAGCACCGUCAGUCGGGCACUCACCCAGUAAGCCCCAUACCACCCCCAUCCCCCCCCCCCCCUUCCUGCCAAAAAUUAACGAGUCUAGACUCGACUCCGCCAAUGACCAAACCCUCCGACACCUCAACCACCACCUUCCCCCGUCACCCCCAUUCUACAGAUCCCUCCUGAGAACCAACUCCCACCCGCCCUCACAAACGCAACACCUCUCAACGGCCCACAAAAUGCUGACGCACCACAUCAACAGCACAAUCUCAACCCUCACCCAAGAGACCGGCGCAAUCCUGCGCAGCCUGAGGACGCUCUCCCACCAACACGCGCCAAUCUACGCAUCCAUAGUCCGGGAAUUCACCAUGAUCGAGCGCGCCCAGACUACCCUGUGGACGCGUGCUCGUGGGGUGGACUAUAGCGAGAGCAAGGAGUUACUCGCGCUGGUGGGAACGUACGAAGAGAAGGCGCGCGGGUAUGUCGAGAGGAUCGGGAUGGAGUACGUCUCGUUGCGGGGGGAAUUAGCGAGUUUGCGAGAGGGAUUGAAGAUGUCGGGACGAGUGAGCGGUGGUGAACCCGCACCAUUGGAAGCGCAGGUCCACGCUGUGAGGGGGAUGGUGGGGUUGAAGGAAACAAGGGGUGCACGGAUGAGCGCGAGGAGCGGCUGCCUGGGCGGGAUCGGGAAGGGUGGCGACAGUGCUGGGGCGGUUAUGGGGUAUCGCGGGUUGUUCGCGCCGACAAAGACUAAGAUCACU
Messenger RNA from Tuber aestivum (summer truffle), 2015 nucleotides. Lineage: Eukaryota; Fungi; Ascomycota; Pezizomycetes; Pezizales; Tuberaceae. The record is from the annotation of a GenBank genome assembly.